Messenger RNA from Colletotrichum phormii, 459 nucleotides. RefSeq lists its product as uncharacterized. Bases 1 to 459 code for a protein of 152 amino acids. The transcript has 2 exons. NCBI's taxonomy places the organism in Eukaryota, Fungi, Ascomycota, Sordariomycetes, Glomerellales, Glomerellaceae. The record is from RefSeq and is a predicted model, not a curated record.
AUGGCACUCGGCAGCCAGACCGAUCUGUCUCUAACCGAGAUACGCUUCCUUCAUCGUGAUGAGACCUGCAUGAAGAAACGAUCCGGUCGAUUCGUGGAGCCUAACGUGUCGCAGCAGCAGCAGCAACCCUUGCUCACCGGAGGGUUAGCUAUCACGCCAAAACCCUCACGGUCCACGGAUGCUGGCAUUCUCGACGCGAUCUCCCGCCUCUCCUCAUCAUCAGCAGAGCUGAAAGACGCCUCGGUGGCCUCGCGCGACCCCAAGCUAGGCAAGCCGAGCUGGUUUGAUGCGCGGGCACCCGCAUCCUCGUCCGCUCCAUCCUCAUCCCCAUCCUCAGCAGACCGAAAAGCAAGGGAGAGGAAGAAGCGCCGCGACAGACAGCUCGCCGCCAUGCCCUUAUCCCGAAUCGAAAAGCUGCGGCCUCCCGUUCUUUUGCUUCCUGAAUCCCAAUUACAGUAG